Priceomyces carsonii is the source of this 1518-nucleotide messenger RNA. RefSeq lists its product as uncharacterized. NCBI's taxonomy places the organism in Eukaryota, Fungi, Ascomycota, Pichiomycetes, Serinales, Debaryomycetaceae. Gene Ontology annotation, molecular function: protein binding. The transcript has a single exon. Bases 1 to 1518 code for a protein of 505 amino acids. Gene Ontology annotation, biological process: signal transduction. The record is from RefSeq and is a predicted model, not a curated record.
AUGUUUCAGUUAUAUGACAGAAUAUCAACUUUAGAUGGUGAUAGAGGUACUGUGAAGUAUGUUGGCCCCAUUGAUACGUGGGGCCCUGAUGUUGAAGCUUUAGGAAUUGAAUGGGAUAAUCCAAAGAGAGGUAAAAAUUCUGGCACAAUUGAUGGAAAGACUUAUUUUGCUACAAAUAUCAAAGGGGCUGGUUCAUUUCUUAAGUCGAGUAACAAAAAACUCUUAAGAAAGAAUGUGAGCUUCAUAGAUGCUCUUCUUUGUCAAUAUGUUGAUGGGUCAAUAUUUAAUGAGGAUAUCGCGUUCGGUAAUAAAAAGGUUGAAAGCUAUGGCUUUGAAAAGUUGAACAAAUUACAAGCAAAUCUUUCGAACUUAUUAUCUAUAUCAUUAGACAAAAAGUAUAUCAAUAGCUCAUGCAUUUCCCACAGUCAUUUUCAGGAUAUUUUCAAUAAUUUGAAAAAGUUAGAGCAUUUAGAUUUGAGUUUUAAUUUAUUUAAAGAUUUUAUUGCCAUUUCAGACAUAGUUAGCCAAAUUCCUAGUUUGGAAUCACUCAACUUGAAUGGAAACAGAAUUAUUGGGCUCAAUCCAUCUGCUGUAAAGUUUCAGCAUCAAAAUCUAAAAAUUAUAAAGUUAGCUUCAACAUACAUCGACAUUGACAUAAUCAUACAGGUACUUGAUGGGCUACCUAAUUUAAGAGAACUUAUUUUAGCUGGUAAUAAUUACACAGAUAAUGACUUAGAGAGCUUAGAAGUUUUAGGAAGUCGCGUCAAGUGUUUGGACCUUUCUUAUAACAGUCUAACGGUCGUUCCAAAAUGCAUAUCCUCAAUCACUUCCUUAAACCUAUCUAAUAAUUACAUACUGACUUUUCCAAGUUUCGUGGAUAAUGAUUUAUCGAUUUUAGAUAUUCGAUUUAAUACUAUAGAUCUGUGGGAAACUAUAGACGGACUUCAACACACGUUCCAAAAUUUAGAGCUGCUUAGAAUUAACGGAAACCCUUUAUUUGAACGAUUAUCUAUUGAUGAAAUGACCCUUAACUUGAUAGGUAGACUUGAAUUUAAAAGUGAUGGUAAUAAGAGUAAAUUAGAGAAACUAAACGGAAGCGUGAUACUGAACACAGAAGUUAUAAACGGCGAGCUUUAUUUCAUAUCCAAAGUGAAAAAGGGUGAAUAUACGUACGAUACUACAAGCCAAAGAUGGGAGCAGUUGAUGCAAAAGUAUAACUUCAAUCCUAUUGUCGAAAGUAUUCCGAAAAAAAGCAAUUUAUCUUUGAAAAAACUAUCUCUUACGAUAAUAUCAGGUUCUAAAAAAAUGCACAAAGUUUUUUUGAAGGAUACUACUGUUUUGAGAUUAAAAGGUAGUAUCUCGAAAGAACUUAAUGAGUCGAUCUUUCGCUUCAAAGUUUACUACUUCAUCAAUGAAUUUGAUGAAUUGAACCACAGAGAGAAGCAAUUUUUGGAUAAUGACAUGGCAACUCUUGAUUUAUUUGGAAUAGUUACAGGUCAAACAUUAUAUGUAGUAUAA